GGUUGAUCUAUUCGCCUGCUGUUCUUCAGUGGGCUACUCUGCUCAGGGACCCAAAACUCUCAUCCCAAACCCUCCUCCUUGGGAAUUGCCGUACAGUUAUAAAACCGCACAGCGCUCUCUCUCUCUACCCCCUCACCCCCAUCCCUGGCAGUGAUAUCGCCAGAUGAUAGGGUGUUAGGCUCGACAAUCCUCCCAUUUCGAGUGAGAUUGAUUUCAAAUGUCUUCGUUGACAGUGAAACCUUCAUUUCCAGCACAAUCGUCGUCGUCAUCUUCUUCUUCUUCUUCGCCGGUUCUCGUUUCGUGUCGAAGUAAUCGCCUGCGUUCUUCAGUCAGCUUCCGGAGAAAGGUAAACAACGUAGGGAGGUUCUCUUUGAGAGCUCAGUCUCAAGAUUCGUCGCAGAAUAACAAAACUUCUAACGCCAGCGAUUCCAAAGCCCCUAACGGCACUCUGAAGAGCAGGAGGGAAAUACUAUUGGAGUAUGUAAAAAAUGUGCAGCCAGAGUUCAUGGAGUUGUUUGUGAAAAGGGCGUCCCCACAGGUAGUUGAUGCAAUGCGCCAAACAGUGACAAAUAUGAUUGGGACACUACCGCCUCAGUUCUUUGCAGUGACAGUAACCACUGUUGCAGAAAAUCUAGCGCAACUCAUGUACAGUGUUUUGAUGACCGGUUAUAUGUUUAGAAAUGCACAAUAUCGGUUGGAAUUGCAACAAGGUUUGGAACAAGUUGCUCUACCAGAGGUGCAAGAUAAGAAGGAUUUGCCAGAUUAUGCACCGGGCACACAAAAAAAGGUAUCUGGUGAAGUUAUCAGGUGGAAUAAUGUUUCUGGUCCUGAGAAAAUGGAUGCAAUGAAAUAUAUCGAGUUACUUGAAGCAGAAAUUGAGGAACUUAAUCGUCAAGUAGGUCAGAAAGCUGCAGAUGGACAGAACGAAUUGUUGGAAUAUCUCAAGUCUCUUGAGCCUCAAAAUCUUAAGGAAUUAACUAGUAGUGCUGGAGAGGAUGCUGUGCUGGCAAUGAACACGUUCAUAAAACGCCUCUUGGCUGUUACAGAUCCUGGACAGAUGAAGACGACUAUGACAGAGACGAGCGCUCCGGAACUUGCAAAUCUGCUCUAUUGGCUGAUGGUAGUUGGGUACAGCAUUCGCAACAUUGAAGUUCGUUUUGAUAUGGAACGAGUCCUUGGCACCCCACCAAAGCUUGCGGAGUUGCCUCCAGGCGAGAACAUUUAAGCCUCUGGCCAAGCUGCUGCAAAUAAUUGAAAUCGACGAAUUGGAUUAGGAGAACGCUCACCAAGGCCUAUGUUGCGAUGCUGGGUGAUCAAUUUGUUGAAGAAAAUGGAACAGAAAAAGACUAACUGUUCUCAGUUGUUCUUUUUCAUAUUUAUAGCAAGACUGACAAGAAAAUAUCUGGGCGGUUUAUCAACAUGCCGGCCUCUAAAAUUUAUUUAGAAUGUGUACGAUGAAAAUCUGAAAUCAUAUAACAUCAGUCUCUCAGUUACUUGUUCA
Diospyros lotus (date-plum) is the source of this 1501-nucleotide messenger RNA. RefSeq lists its product as uncharacterized. The transcript is spliced from 7 exons. Bases 218 to 1225 code for a protein of 335 amino acids. NCBI's taxonomy places the organism in Eukaryota, Viridiplantae, Streptophyta, Magnoliopsida, Ericales, Ebenaceae. The record is from RefSeq and is a predicted model, not a curated record.